AUGGCUGAACAGAUGAUUCUGGACCAAGUUCGGGAUCUCGCCGAGGGCCAGAUUGACUUUGAAGGACAAAAGAAGGCCGAGCUCUUGUCUACUUUUCUGCUCUCUGCGUUCGGGGUACUCACGUUUGUCGUCGGCUUUAUCCUCCAAGAUAUCAAGCUGGCUGUUUACAUUGGGCUUGGCGGCACGGCCUUGACGUUCCUUGUUGUCGUGCCACCCUGGCCAUUCUACAACCGGCACCCAGUGAAGUGGCUGGAACCACAAGGUGCUGUCGGCGACAUCACAGUCGUGGAGAAGACGGGAUGA
Molecule: messenger RNA, 303 nt
Organism: Verticillium nonalfalfae
Lineage: Eukaryota; Fungi; Ascomycota; Sordariomycetes; Glomerellales; Plectosphaerellaceae
Exons: 3
Coding region: 1-303 (100 amino acids)
Biological process (GO): protein targeting to ER
Cellular component (GO): endoplasmic reticulum membrane; signal peptidase complex
Source: RefSeq, a predicted model, not a curated record